AUGCAUGAACGUACAUUGAUAGAAUUUGAGCAAGAUACUCAUUUGACCGAUGAAGCAUACAGUGUUUGUCAGACAAAUGGAGUUGUUAGUUCAACCGCUACGUCAAAAAUAGAUCCCACAUGGCAGGCCUGUUGUGGAAUUAGUCCAACAAUUAACAACUUUAAAUUUAGUAAAACUUUUCUGCCUUAUAAACGAGUUAAACGGGUUUCACACGGAACGCCAACAAAACCGGGCGAUUGGCCUUGCUUGUUUCUUGAGGUGGCAGUAUAG
This is a messenger RNA of Didymodactylos carnosus, 270 nucleotides long. NCBI's taxonomy places the organism in Eukaryota, Metazoa, Rotifera, Eurotatoria, Philodinida, Philodinidae. The record is from the annotation of a GenBank genome assembly.